Messenger RNA from Bombyx mori (domestic silkworm), 4401 nucleotides. RefSeq lists its product as uncharacterized. The record is from RefSeq and is a predicted model, not a curated record. Gene Ontology annotation, biological process: DNA integration. Lineage: Eukaryota; Metazoa; Arthropoda; Insecta; Lepidoptera; Bombycidae. Bases 1 to 4041 code for a protein of 1346 amino acids. Gene Ontology annotation, molecular function: nucleic acid binding. The transcript has 2 exons.
AUGCACACCCAUACAACACACACUCGUCCCACGGUAUCAACACAAACCAUAACUUCAGCACAACAUGAAAACCACAACCCUAAUACACCCAUAUUAUUGCCUACUGUCACCUUAGAAAUAGCAGAUGUUCAUGGUCAAUUUCAAAGAGCACGAGCCCUAUUGGAUUGUGGCAGUAUGGUAACAUUAAUUACUCAGCGCAUAGCUCGAACUUUACAACUACCACUAAAGAAUACUUCAUUACAAAUUUCGGGAGUGGGAAAUCAGCACACACAGUACUCCAAGGCAUCAAUAAAAAUUGUAUGUCGACCCACUCAUAGCGAAACACCUACGAUAACGGCUACAGCUCAUAUUUUAAAGCAUGUUACCGGUUAUCUGCCUCUAGGGAAGGUACAGGAUAUAUCACAUAUGGUAGACCAGUCAACGAUCCCCUUAGCUGAUCAAGGAUACCAUACACCAGCUCCAAUUGAUCUGUUGUUAGGCUCGGAUAUCCUCGGACAGGUUUUAGAUGGGACUAAAGUCUCAUUGGGGCCCGGCAGGCCAAUAGCCUUCGGCACGAUAUUUGAUUUUGCAUUGUUAGGACCCAUACACGAUUUGUAUACUGCUCCUGUAAGCAAAACUGAAUCGGCUCACAUUGUCAGCGCACAACCAGAACUCGAGGUAUCUACACAUGACAUUCGCAAGAGCCUUGAGAAGUUCUGGGAAUCUGAAGAGCCCCAACUUCAUGUUGAAACUACCCCUUUGCAAGAUCAGUGUGAAGAAAUAUUCCGCACUACCACUACUCGUAAACCCUCAGGUCAAUAUACGGUAACUUUACCCUUUUUACAUAAUAUGCCCGAGCUAGGAAGUACCCAUGCCAUAGCAUUGCGCAGGUUUCUUAAUCUUGAAAAGAAGUUACAAGCUGACCCAUAUCUCCGUGUGAAAUACAUUGAUUUCAUGGCAGAUUAUCAGAAGCUGGGUCACAUGUCCCCAUGCCACCCGAGUACUUUUGCUCAUAAACCUCACUUCUAUAUCCCUCAUCAUGGCAUCUUCAAGUCGGGAUCAGACAAGCUACGCACUGUUUUUGAUGGUAGCUGUAAAAGCUCAAAUGGUGUCAGCCUAAAUGACUGUUUACACACUGGUCCAGCUCUUCAACAGGACAUUGUCGAUAUUAUCUUGUCGUUUAGAACUCAUCCCGUAGUUUUCAGCACUGACAUUUGUAUGAUGUUCAGAAACAUACUCAUACAUCCCGAUCAGAGGCGUUACCAGCUCAUUCUCUGGCGCUCUUCGCCAGAUCAGCCUCUGCUUACAUAUGCCCUAAACACUGUUACAUACGGGUUACGAUCAAGCCCAUAUCAUGCUAUACGCACUUUAAUCCAAUUAGCGGAUGAUGAAGGUCAUCGCUAUCCUGCAGCUGCUCAAGUCCUGCGCAAGUCCAUAUUCGUCGAUGAUAUUCUCACUGGUCACGAUUCUGUAGUAAAGGCUCAAGCUCUCCAAAACGACUUGAUUAACUUACUAGCCUUAGGUGGUUUUCAGCUCAGUAAAUGGACCUCAAACUGCCCUCAGCUUCUCGAAAGAUUUCCCGAUGAUCAGUGUGACAUGCCCAAGAACUUUGACAUUAGCCCAGACUCCAACUCCAUAAAAGUAUUAGGUAUACAGUGGAUUCCUCAAUCGGAUGAGUUAACUUAUCGUAUUUCUCUCCCCUCAAUAAAACAAAUUACCAAACGCUCAAUCCUCAGCACAGUCGCCUCUCUUUAUGACCCUAACGGUUGGGUUACUCCUGUUAUCUUCCGCGCAAAGCUUCUCCUACAGAAGCUGUGGCUUCUAAAGUUAGAAUGGGACGAACACACCCCUGUUGAAGUGCAAACAGAAUGGAACCGCAUAUCACAAGAUCUGCCCCAAUUGUCAACCCUUCGUUUGCCUCGCCUUAUUUGUACAAACAAAUUUAAGUCUACUUACUCGCUUCACGGGUUCGCAGACGCCUCAGAGGCAGGUUUUGCUGCCGUUAUUUAUCUCCAUGAACUCGAUGAGCACAGAUGUGUCAACGUAUACCUCGUAAUUGCUAAAUCACGAGUCGCACCCGUUAAAAAUCGUCUUACCAUCCCCAAGAUGGAGUUAUCUGCUGCAAGUCUCUUAACACAGCUUAUGAUACGUGUCUCGACUCAAUUGUUGUCCCAUAUUACCAUAAAGCAACACAUAUGCUGGUCAGACAGUACCAUUGUCCUAGCAUGGCUAAACACACCUCCUCAUAGACUUCAGGUCUUUGAAGCUAACAGGGUUGCCAAGAUAACAUCCAAUCCAAUCACCUCCACAUGGAAACAUGUUCCUACAAACCUGAACCCUGCAGACUGUGCGAGCAGGGGAAUGUCUGCCCAGUCACUAUCGGCUCAUGAUCUUUGGUGGUCUCCUAGCUGGCUGAAGGAGCCUCCUGACACCUGGCCCAAAAUGCCUCCUGCUCUAGGCCACCAUGCAUUACCAGGUCUGAAGCCCAAGAAAGUACCAGCUCAUAUAGCAGUUCCUGACCUCGACCUUGACUUGCUUACUCGAUUCAGUUCUCUCGACAAGCUCGUUGGAGUGACAGCUUGCAUAAAACGCUUUAUUUUCAAUUGUAGACACAACUCAACUGAUAGGCGCUCUGGUCCCUUGACAGUUGGAGAACGUAGAGAUGCUCUGUUAUUCUGGGUUCGCUCUGUUCAACACAAUGAGUUUGCGGAAGAUAUUUACCGUCUUCAGGCAGGCAAGAUUUGUACCGUUCGACUUCAGCGUCUUUCACCCUUGAUGAAAGAUGAUCUCUUGAGAGUUGGUGGUCGCCUCACUCAUGCGCCAAUAAGAUACGAUGCUCAGCAUCCUCUCGUUCUGCCCAGCUCUAGCCCACUAGUUGAUCUCAUCGUAGACCACUAUCACAGAAUAAACUGUCAUCCUGGGGCUGACACAUUACACGCUAUCCUCCGUCAGCAGUUCUGGAUACUCUCAGCACGUCGUGUCAUCAGGCAUCGCGUGUACAAAUGCAUUAGAUGUUUCCGAUAUCGCGCUCAGGCCAGAGCUCCGUUGAUGGCUGAUUUGCCCGCAGACAGGGUCACACCCCAGCCAGUAUUUAGUCAGGUCUCUACAGAUUUUGCUGGCCCGUUUCUCAUUAAAUCUAGUACUUUACGUAACGCCAAACUCAUGAAGGCAUACUUUUGUGUCUUUGUUUGCUUAUCUACUAAGGCGGUUCACUUGGAACUCGUUUCGUCACUCAGCACUGAAGCGUUUCUUGCUGCAAUGCAACGGUUUGUAUCGCGUCGCGGUACUCCUACUCUUAUCCGUUCUGACUGUGGCACAAAUUAUGUAGGAGCUAAGAAUCAUCUCAUUGAGGUACAAGAUUUUCUCGCGCAAAAUAAUGACACAAUCACGCAUAGGCUCGCUAAUCAGCACAUAACUUGGCUGCUCCAACCGCCCACGGGACCCUGGUUCGGGGGCCUUCAUGAAAUUGCGGUCAAGAGCACUAAGAAGUUACUUUAUCAUGUUAUAGGUGAACAGCACCUCACGUUUGAAGAAUUUUCCACACUUUUAACUCGAGUCGAGGCAGUACUUAAUUCUAGACCUCUCUGUCCACUUUCGUCAGAUCCCUCCGACUUUGAGCCACUAACAGCUGGCCACUUUCUUAUUGGCCGUCCACUCACCGCUCUUCCUGAGCCAUCUUUUGAUGAUAGGCCAUUAUCAGCUCUUAAGCGUUUUCAGCUCAUCCAAGCUCUCUCUCAGCGUUUUUGGACUCUGUGGACCAAAUCCUGUCUCCAUACCCUCCAAACCCGCUCCAAAUGGCUUUCCACAUCCUCACCUCCUCAUGUUGGAGAGCUCGUCCUCAUCAAAGAGGACAAUCAGCCCCCGCUGCAAUGGAAACUUGGAAGGAUUAUCCGCACGUUACCCGGCAAGGAUGGAGUGAUCAGAGUCGUGGAUUUGGACACGAAGCAUGGAAGUCUGCGGAGACCUGUGUUCAAGUUAGCCAGGUUGCCGCUGGAUUCAGCACAUGAAGAAGUUCAGCCCCGGCCGCCCCAGGAUGUUCGCGCGACAGCGCGACGUUCGUAAAUGUUCGGCUCAACUCGGGUGCCGUCGCCCGUACGCACCCCGCACCUCUCAUAACAGUGCGGUACAUGACGGCACGCGGAGAUACGCUCGUUCGAUAUUGAGUAAAUUGUGCGCGCGCGCCUUUCGAUACUAAGUAAAAGGUAUAGUGUGAACCGGUGAAAAGGUGUAUGUGCCACCCAUCGCAGAGGAACACCACUACGACCGUGAUAGUGCCAGCAUCAGCCUCCAACAUUCGUAUUGCGUGGGUUCGAGAGCCCGUUUUUAGCACCACGAGUGGUAGGCGGUGUGACUGUACCAGAUGGUCGUAUCCCUUAUCAGGCGUCUCUGCGAACACUCUUCAAUUCUCACUUUUGUGGCGGA